GAUACUUCCUUCCUGACUGAAAUGCCGUUUGGUUAAACGCAUUCAAUCGUUUGCAGUGCAAAGCUGAUUAUCAUGUUUUCCUCAUCGAUUAACUUCCGAAUACCAUUGUCAAUAAUAAUUAUUAUUCUUUCGUACUCAUGGAAUCUCGUUCUAGGAGAAGAUGGUCAAUGGGCGAAUGGUCAAAGUGGAAUCCCUGCUCUGUGACAUGCGGUAAAGGCCUGAGAAAACGACACAGGAAUUGCGACAACCCACGUCCAUCGAGAGGAGGCAAAUGGUGUCCUGGCAACCAUUUGGACACACAAAUUUGCGAGUUUCCCUUCAGAUGCGCAGCGGAUGGUAACUGGGGAGAUUGGGGUGAAUGGACAGAAUGCUCAAUCAGUUGCGGAGAAGGUGUGAGACAUCGUUACAGAGCCUGCAACAAUCCUGCCCCACAAAAUGGAGGAAAGGAUUGUGAAGGAGAUUCCCAACAAUCUGAGCAAUGCGUUAAUAUCAGAGAAUGCCCACGUGAUGGAAAGUGGUCUUCAUGGGGCAAAUGGUCUUCGUGCUCUGUGACUUGUGGCCGAGGUGGUAUUCAGCAUCGCUAUCGAGCUUGUAACCGUCCUAAACCUUCUGCAGGUGGAGCUCAAUGCAAAGGUCUCAAUCAUGAACAAAUAAAUUGCCAAGCGCCAGAAAGAUGUCCCGUUGAUGGCGAGUGGUCUGAUUGGACGAACUGGUCUCCAUGCUCAGUAACCUGUGGAGCAGGCGAACAAAGAAGAUGGAGGGCUUGUGAUGAACCGCCUCCUCAACACGGAGGUGCAGACUGCGAUAGAAGUGAAGCGGAUGAGAUGCAGAUACGAAGCUGCAACGGAAGUCUUAUUUUCUGCCCAGUGAAUGGUGGAUGGUCUGAGUGGAGCGAAUGGGGUGGCUGCUACACACCAGAUUGUAAACAAGCAGAAAAUACUUCGGUCUCUUUCAGACAACGCAGCUGCAACAAACCUCUUCCAGCUCACAAUGGUACUAUGUGUCAAGGCACAUUCCUUGAAACGGGGUUGUGCCCCAACCUUCAUGCAGCCUUAAAUUGCAAAGUGAAUGGCGGAUGGAGUGAUUGGGGUCCAUGGACUUGCAAAAAAGAUUCAGUAAUUAGAAAAAGACAGUGUAACAAUCCUAAACCAGCUAAUGGUGGAGCCAGAUGUCCUGGGAAUAGUGUGGAUGACUACGAAAAAGGAGAGGAACAAUACGCAAAACUUUGUCCUGAUUUCAGUGAUGAUGAGGAUUUACAAGGUUCUGGAAGCGGAAACGGUACCGGGGUAUCAGAGGACGACUAAAACACUGAAAUAUAAUUUCCAUCAAAAGCUAUUUUCCCUAUGUAUCUCACAGAAGACAAUGGCAUACAAAAUUGUCUAACUUUUGAAUAGAAAGAAAAAGUAUUUUCUACUUUGAAUUAAUUUUGCUUUUAUGUUCUCCAAAAUUUCAUGUGCAAAAGAAUAAAAAAAUUAUUAGGUUUACGCAUUUCACAAUUUUCAGAAUGUGCAUGCAUUUUUUUAAUAUGAUUUUCAGAUUACUAAAAUACCAGAAGAAAAAUAUAAAAAAUGAAAAACGUAUGUGAAACGUUAUUGUGAAUACCAAGAGCCAGAAGACUGAUUCCACAUGUGCCAAAACUGCUGUAUGAAUCGUUUUAGCGUUAUAUAUAUAUAUCACUAAAGUCGCUAAUAAUUGAUCAUCUGGGUAGAAUUACAACUAUAAGUCAAGCUGAAAGUAUCAAUUCACCUUCAACUUCUAUUUGGAGUAUACGGAAGAAAACAAGAAAGAAAGGGCAUUUCUGACAGCAAUGGUUUCUGAACUCAUUGGACAUACGCAUUAUUUAACGCUUCGAGCACAGCGGACAGAAUUUUAUUUUAGUUUUCAGUUGUGAUAACCGUUUUCAAGCAGUCCUGAGAUUUUAUCUCGUCUUUUGCAUUUUGAGGUACAAGGAAAAUACGGUUCUUCAAGUCUGCUAUAUCGGGAAAGACACCCGUAUAAAAAAAGAUAUUCUACCAUUUUGAAAUUUAGAGUUAUGAGUUUUCUGAAAAAUACUGUUGACGGAACUGAAGGUGAUAUUAUUAGACGGAUGAUAACAAAGUUUACGGUGGAAUGAAAGACAGCAAUAUUCAUCAGGAUUUGCUUUAAGCAAAGACUUAGAUAAUCGCUAGACAAUUCCAAAUGGGAUACCGGUGCCAAGACAUUUUAUUAUGUAAUAUAUUACAAAUUAAAUAAAAUAAAAAUUUUAUUUUUUAUUUACCUA
Molecule: messenger RNA, 2260 nt
Organism: Stegodyphus dumicola
Lineage: Eukaryota; Metazoa; Arthropoda; Arachnida; Araneae; Eresidae
Product: properdin-like
Source: RefSeq, a predicted model, not a curated record